Messenger RNA from Ruditapes philippinarum (Manila clam), 1899 nucleotides. RefSeq lists its product as uncharacterized. Lineage: Eukaryota; Metazoa; Mollusca; Bivalvia; Venerida; Veneridae. Bases 95 to 1858 code for a protein of 587 amino acids. The record is from RefSeq and is a predicted model, not a curated record. The transcript is spliced from 3 exons.
CGCAUAUAGACAGCCGCUUUUUUAACGCAGGAAAGCAAAUAAUUAUAUAAGAAUGUCACGAAGCAACGAAUAGCAAGAACUUUAUAAAAUAAGCAUGGAAAACAUAUCUACAGAGUAUUUGAAAGAAUUGUCUUGUCCAACAAAGGAUCAAGGUUUGAAAAGCGAAUUGUUAGAAAACGAAGGUCACUUACCACACACCGAUGGUUCCGCAGAAUGUCCUGAUAUAUCAGAUGUCAUUGUUGACAUAUCUAAAGUUACAGAGGAAGGUGUUUCUAUCAAUAACGAUACCAGUGAAAGAUUUGUCAGCGUUCUUGAAAGGCGGAGGAUGUUGAGAAAAUCAGAGGAGGAAAAGGAAAUUGAUUGGAAAGUAUCUGGAAAAGUUGACGAGGAAGAAAUGAAAAGUAAGGUUGAAAGUCUUUUAAGUAAACUAAAAGUCCGUUUUAGUGAGGAAAGGGAAGCUAGAAAGAGUAUAGUAAAACCAAACCGUUCAUACUCUAAUUUCUGUAAUAGUGUUGACGCUUUCUUACGACAUAUUGAAACACCGAAAAUUGAUAUCAAUUACUCGAAAGUCAAUGAUAAUUCACAAGGUGAAGAACUUUAUAGCUUUGGUGUUAGGCCCGCAAGUAUUGGUAAAAAUAGAAAGAUCAGAUCAUUCGACACUCAUGUGAAUGAUUGUCUUAUCAAUAUCCUACCGACAAAGGAAAACGACGAUGAAGUAGCUGAGAAAGAUGUAGAUGGUGUUGAAAGCGUCAAAGAUAAUUCUGUUAGUAAAGAAGUUAUUGAGCCACAUAUCGAUCAUAUUGGCAGUGACACACUGUUUGACAAAGCGAGUGAAUUUCAAGCAAUUCUCUACUACAGUUCCUCAUCCCCUGACGACAAAAUGUGUCCCGCCAUUUUUACAGACGACACUUUGCUACAUCACGAAGCAGACGACAAUAUUUUGAAGCAGGAAAUAUUCGACAAUAUGUUACUGCGAGGAUCAGGCGACAAUAUUGUACUACAAGGAAAUGACGGGUGCCAGUUUAAUCCGUUUGCUAACGAUAUGUGGACAUACGAAAAUCUCAAUCCAUUGCAAUGUGGAAAAUUCAGUCCUUGUCCAAGAGACAUGCCAAUGUUCUUUAAAGAAGUAUACCCGCAAAAUAUAUCUUCAGUUACCCAGUAUUCACCAGCAUUCAAUCGCACUAAUGCUUCCAUAGUACCAUUUACAGAAACAGUCCCGUUUACAAAAAGGCACCUAUCAAUUUGCGGAAUAAACAUGACUGUUCCAUUGAAAUAUCUGAAGAAAAUUGUCAACGACUACGCAUAUCAGUUCUUGAUAUAUGCCAAACCGACAUCAAAGAAAGUUUAUGGUUUUCCUGCAGACGAAAAUUUAAUUGGAUACCUUCAGCCAGUACAACCCAUUAUCCAUCUGUUGACAUUUAAAGAUAUAAAUGGUAUCAUUUCACUAAUAACUGUCAUGUGUCCAAUAACCAAACAUUACGUUUUAGACAUAUGUAUGAAGCCAUCAAGCAAAUUUAUCACUGUCGGAAACUUAAAACCUAAACAGAGACAUGUCUUCAACAUAUGUGAGAAGCCAACAAAUAAACAACUGCAUGGCGUAUCUGAACACAAAAUAUCUAAAGUGCCGCAGAUUUUCAAUCUAAGCCUUGAAGACGAGCGCGUGACAAACACCGCAACAACAGCAGACGAUCAAAAUGUAUUUGCAGACGACAGUCAACGAGCGGGAAACGAGAAAAUCAUUGACGAGUGGGAUGAUGUAGGUUCGUUUGGGAUAAUGUCCAUCUAUUGUAACAGUGAGAUUCAUUCCGGGUAUGCCAGAGUACCAGACGAUCCGCCAGACAGUAUCCAACUGAAGUAAAAAGAGAGAACAAAGUUAUUAUAUGACAAUCAGUUAUUUUU